Gongylonema pulchrum is the source of this 516-nucleotide messenger RNA. NCBI's taxonomy places the organism in Eukaryota, Metazoa, Nematoda, Chromadorea, Rhabditida, Gongylonematidae. The record is from the annotation of a GenBank genome assembly.
GAGUUCAAACAGGAAAGCUUGAGUUUGCUCAACCACUGUUAUCAACAAGAUGAUAGCGAAACACUGCGAUUGCUGACAGCCGAGUUACCCAACUGGGGACAGCACACCUGUCUUUCAUUAGCCGUUAUUGCGAAUAAUAGGAGAUUCCUUGCGCAUCCGUGCUGUCAGAUUCUGCUCGCCGAUUUGUGGCACGGUGGUCUUGGCAUGAAAAGCAUUCUGUUGCUGGAUGUGAAAGCGCGUAUAUCGAAGCGACGAAUGGAUUCGUUGCAGGAUCAUCAAUAUCUGAUCAAAGGCGACGAAUCAGAAAAUUAUCUGAAAAGUCGACGGAAAGCCACUCGCAAAUCAACUGUAUUCUCACGUCAAAUGACGAAUUUUUUUGAAACGGCUAAUUUGAUCGAAGAAACGUUGCGAGCGAAAUCCGGAUUUCGGCCGUCACGAAAAACAACCAGUGUGCAAGAAGCUGAAGAGGUAGUGUAUUUUGUUGAUAAGAAUUUGGAAGUUUCUUUCACCGAGUAA